AUGUCGUCAUCCCCGCAUCCCCAACCCAUAAAGCGACUGCUGGUCGCAAAUAGAGGAGAAAUUGCGGUCCGUAUCCUCAAUGCUAUACGUGAGCUUCCGGAACCUGUAGAGACUUUCGCCCUCUAUACGUCCGAUGACCGUUCACACUGCGACCUGAGUCAUCCAGACCAUGCCAUUGAAAUACCAUCAGCAGCUUCAUAUUUAGACGUAUCACUCUUAGUGGAUAUAGUGCAGAAGUACGGUAUUAAUUCGGUUCAUCCAGGAUAUGGGUUCCUCAGCGAGAGCGCGGAAUUUGCCCAGCGCAUGUGGAACGAUGCGGGUGCUAUUGUGAUAGGACCUGGCCCAGAAAAUCUUGCCAAAACGGGCGAUAAGCUUCAGGCAAAACAGCUUGCGCAACAAUGUGCAGUGCCGGUGUUAGAAGCUAUGAGCCAACCGACGUCUAACCUCGACGAAGCAAGGGCGUUUGCCCGACAAGUCGGGUUCCCGGUAAUGAUCAAAGCUGUGGAUGGAGGCGGUGGUCGGGGAAUUCGUCUCGUGCGUGAAGAGAUUGAUCUGGAUAAUAGUAUUCAGCGCGCGAUUGGAGAGUCGCCAUCACGCACAGUUUUUGUAGAGAAGGCGGCAGUUGAUGGGUUCCAUCAUAUCGAAAUCCAGGUUAUCGGAGAUGGCACUGGAACCGUGCGACAUCUAUGGGAACGAGACUGCAGUGUACAACGACGAUUUCAGAAGGUAGUUGAAUGCGCUCCAACCCUGAUGCAAGAUCGAGGUUUGAUUUCUCAGGUGAUUGACGCUGCUUUGAGAAUGGCUGGCCACAUUCGUUAUCGAUCUCUGGGUACAUUUGAGUUUCUGGUUAGCGAGCAAAAGGGAGAAUUCUAUUUUCUGGAGGUCAAUCCGCGACUUCAGGUCGAACAUACAAUCACCGAGUCUAUCAGUGGGAUAGAUCUUGUGCAAACACAGCUGCUCCUAGCACAUGGGCUCACAUUCGGCGACCUUGGUCUCGGGUGCGAUGUGAAUCCAAUGGCACCGCCACCUUCAAAUUCCUUUGCAAUCCAGCUUCGACUCUGUGCUGAAGAUCCAAGUAACAAUUUUUCUCUAAGCAUUGGCAAGAUCACCCAGUUUCAUAUCCCAAGUGGGCAUGGAAUUCGAGUUGACACCCAUGUGUCUAGUCUCUCUCCGCUGGUCGUUGGAUCAAAUUUCGAUAACUUGCUCGCGAAGGUAAUAGUGACAGCAUCUACCUGGGAGGCAACAGUGAGGAAAGCUCAACGCGUCUUGACCGAUUCAAGAAUCGGCGGUAUCAAGACCAACAUCAAUCUUCUCCGAGGCAUCGUAGCCCAUGCUGAUUUCAUGGCUGGAAAUAUUGACACCCAGUGGCUGAGCAAGAACCUCGAAAAUGCUCUUCAAUCGGGUGAAGAAGUUUCAAGAUCUGUUCCAGAUCAAAUAGGAUCACCACAACAAACAUUCUCUCAAGGUGCAUUGCCAGCUUCCAAUCUUUUAUUCCGCAAAGGAGACGCCUGGUCUAUUCGCCUUGAACCGCUUCAAGAAGAUACAUCAAACACCUCAACAGAAACAGCACAUCAUUUGAAGCUGUCACGAGUACUCCGAAAUGAGUUUCCCACGGCCCUUGCAGCUGAAAUCGAAUACACAACGCCAUCCUCAAAGACUGCAGUCCCGUACCGCAUGCAGCUAGAAACUACCUCGACCGCUGCCUCCGCAUUGGUGUCUUCUUCACAUCGGCGUGGCGACCCUGGUAAUCCCCGCCACAUUAUCUUGCCUUUGUCUGGGAAACUCAUUGAGAUGAUGGUUGCUGAAGGGGAAGAGGUAGUCGAGAACCAAGUUUUGGCUUUUGUCAAACAAAUGAAGAUGGAAUUAGAAGUGCGAAGUCCCCGGUCUGGACGAGUUCAAUGGGUUCAUGAAAUGGAAGAUGAUGAGGAAGAUGUUGCAGAGGGAAUGUUAUUGGUGGAAUUGGAGGAACAUCCAGCUGAGCAGGAGCAUCUUCGAGGGAAACUGUAG
Messenger RNA from Penicillium angulare, 2007 nucleotides. RefSeq names its product putative pyruvate carboxylase. Gene Ontology annotation, molecular function: metal ion binding; ATP binding. Bases 1 to 2007 code for a protein of 668 amino acids. The transcript has 2 exons. The record is from RefSeq and is a predicted model, not a curated record. Lineage: Eukaryota; Fungi; Ascomycota; Eurotiomycetes; Eurotiales; Aspergillaceae.